UUUUAUACAUACACAUGUAGGUCAUAGAAAAAAUGGCUUAGCACCAAAAGCUCGUAUGUAUCGUGGCAAGGAAUAACUUUUAAUUUAAAUGGCCUUCAGUGAUCUAUGUCACAUAGGUAAUACGUACAAAACCGUCGAAAAUGAAUCUGAUCAGUCGGAACGCAUUAUGGAGGAAAACUCGAUGGUCCGUGAUCUCAUCACAAAGAUUCUCGACGAGACAACACCUACAGAAGGAAGCAGCUCAAACCCGGUCCAGGAUAAAACGCUAAGCGGUCUACCUGGCCAGUACCCCAAAGCCGACACAAACACCUCAUACGUACCACCGUCAUACUACCAGAACCUAUACAACUAUGGCCAAAACGACCAGAACGGCUUUAACUAUUUACAAAACGGUUAUGGAGGCUCAAACUUCGUCAAUUACCCUGAAAGUGACGUCAGCACCUUACUGGGCAUCGACCCGUUCCCAGAAUCCAACUCUGACGUCACGCCAGAACAGCUCAACCUUCUCCGAUUAGCUGCCCAGGAGAUUGGCGGCGCCCAAUUUUCCAGUCCAAAGUACGACGACAAGUAUUACAACUUCUUCGAACCGAGCCAAAGAAACUCGCUACCUGACACGACAUACAUGAAUAACUACAACCGACCGAACAGUUUGAAUUUGGAUUUGAGCUACGAAAACCCUUUCAAUAACCAGCGAUUCCCGAACAAAUUCGACGGUUACAAAGACCAGAGUCAGGAGGCAGAGUUGCUAAGCUAUUUGAACCAUUUGAACCUAUCGAUGGAUCGAUCGAGAGACGAAAAUCCGAUCCAAAAUAACAUGGAUUUCAAAAUGCCCAUGGAUGGGCAUUACCAAGAAGACUUCAACAAAAUGCAGGAGAAGAUGUUUUACAAUCGGGGCUUCCAGCAACCACCUCCAAAGAACUUCAUUGGGGACAAUUUCUACAAUAUGAUGUCUCAAGUGAAUGAGCGAAGUCCGAUCCAAAACUUCGAAUAUCCGAACCAAAACACGCCGGUUUCGGGGGCCAACAAUUUGAAUUUUAAACCUAACGGCUUCCAUCAGAACGAUUUUAUGCAAAGACGUGACAUGAAUCAGAUGCCUCGAGAGAAUUACCCAGUGAAUGGGGCAUUGAAUGAGCAGAGAACGAAUUUUGAGAACGCUUUGGGCAAUAACCAGGCUUUGUUGAGGCAGAAUCAGGAAUUGGCGCGACAAAUGACCAUGUUGAUGAGGAAUCGACCUCCGCCUAACCCUUUGAACGUGGAUGUCUCUUUCUUGCAUGAGAAUACUCCUUUCAAUCUUGGCCUGGGCGCGUUGUUAGGGCCUAGUCCGCCCGUCCCGCCGCCAGUGUUGCCAUCGCCUAUGCUCGAUUUACCACUUUUGGCGCCGUUUUAUGCUAUGAGGAAUAUGAGGUGA
Ostrinia furnacalis (Asian corn borer) is the source of this 1408-nucleotide messenger RNA. Its product is annotated as homeobox protein 12. Lineage: Eukaryota; Metazoa; Arthropoda; Insecta; Lepidoptera; Crambidae. The record is from RefSeq and is a predicted model, not a curated record. The transcript has 4 exons. The coding region runs from base 89 to 1408 and encodes 439 amino acids.